AUGGGCGACUCUAUCUAUGAUGCCAUUAGUGAUUAUUGCGUGGUCUUAUGGAAAAGCACUAGAUUCACUCCAGCAGCCUCUCAUGUUAAGGGACAUCCAGGUUUUGAAGCUGAAUGGGGUGCAAUUGGGAAAGGUUUUACCAUUCGGACAAGGCCUACAAAGAAAACAUUGUGGUCUUUGAUAUCAAAACUGUCUCUGUCGGAAUACGUCUAA
Dovyalis caffra is the source of this 213-nucleotide messenger RNA. The record is from the annotation of a GenBank genome assembly. Lineage: Eukaryota; Viridiplantae; Streptophyta; Magnoliopsida; Malpighiales; Salicaceae.